AUAUGAGCUAUUUUCGAAUUAUAUAUACACGGUAUCGUGUGUGUGACAAGUCGUUGAAAUCGAUGAGAAAAAUAAUUCAUCUUUUAUCAUAUAUAAUUUAUAUAUGAGAGAAUGAUGAACAUUCAGUGACCUAAUUUGUGUUUAACGUUAUUCUUUGGAUAAAUAAUAAUUAUAUAAGAAUAUAUAAAAAAAGAAGAAGAAGAAGUUGCAAAUAAAUAGCGAGAAAGUAAAUUUAUUGCUUUUGAUACAAAUGCCGACACUUUCUGCGGUGCAAUGACAUUUUAAUGAAAAUAUUCCUAUUAGAAAUUACAAUUAUGAACAAAUUUCAUAAAUAAUUAUUGAAAAUUAAAUGGAGUGCACUGAAUAUUUAAUUUCAAUAUUGUCCUGAAAAAAGAGAGGGAAUAAAAUACAAUUCUUUAGAAGGAGAACAUGGAUGAUGCUGUGAUUGAUGUGCUCGAAAGAGCUGGCAAUCAAGAUCCUAAUGUUUUCAAACCAGCUGUGCAAACUUUACGACAAUGGGAAACAGAAAGAGGUUUUUACACCGCUCUGUUUAAUGUAUUUUCAAAUCACAGUCUCCAUGUGAAUAUCAGAUGGCUGGCUGUUUUAUAUUUUAAAAAUGGUGUCGACCGUUAUUGGCGCAAAGGUGCUCCCGGCGAAAUUGCCGAGGAUGAAAAGGAAUUUCUACGAGGUGGUUUAAUUUCAAGGUUUGACGAACCUGUUAAUCAACUCGCUAUACAAAUUUCAGUGCUGAUCGCAAAAAUUGCAAGAUUUGAUUGUCCAAAAGUGUGGAAUUCAUUGGUGCCAACAUUAUUGGAAGUGAUACGUGGACAGGAUCCACUGGCACAACACAGAUCACUUUUAACUCUCCAUCAAGUUGUUAAAACAUUGGCCUCGAAACGAUUAAUGUUCGAUCGCAUUCUCUUUCGUGAAUUAACCACAAAUGUGUUCAAUUAUAUUUUGAAUUUAUGGAAUACGUACACGGAAUCGUUUCAUAUGCUAGUGACGAACGGAGGUGACAUCAAUCAAAUUCAAGAGACAUUGGAAAAGGCUUUAUUGUUAUUAAGGAUAUUGAAAAAAUUAGUUGUCAAUGGAUUUCCAAAGCCCUCCGAGUCACAGGACGCAAUGCUGUUUCUCAAAGUUAUUUUCGAAAAGGCUAAAAUUAGUCUUGAAUGCAGAAAAACACUUCAAUCGAGAGGCAUACAAAUGAUCGUGUGCGAUAAAUUUAUAAUCCAAGUCACCAAAAUUCUAUUAGAAGUUUUGGAUAUGCAUCCAUUUUGCUAUGUUGAAUUAAUUCCCACGUCUUUGGAAUUUUCCGUAUUUUAUUGUUUCACUGAAGCCGGACAGAGUCUCGCCUUUGAGAGAUUUAUUAUUCAAUCUUUAAAUUUAAUGAAGUCUAUUUUACUUGCUAAGGAUUACAGAAUAGGAAAAUCAUUUGACGACACGAAAAAUCCACUAAUGCUACGAGCAUAUCAAUUGAAACAAGAAUUUUUUACCCCUGAAACGUUAAACGAAAUUUGCAAAAGACUAGUGACACAUUAUUUUCUAUUGACACCGGCGGAUCUCGAACUUUGGGACUCUGAUCCUGAAAAUUUUGUCUUAGACGAUGGAGGCGAGUCUUGGAAAUACAGUUUAAGGCCCUGUACGGAAUCGCUGUUCAUGACAAUUUUCAAUCAAUUCACGGAGGUUCUCUCCGCAGUUUUGGUUGAUUUAAUGCAAAGACAUCAUCAACUUGUGGAUCCAAAUGAUUUCCAUGCAAUUUUAAUGAAAGACGCGGUUUACAAUGCCGUUGGCCUUGCAGCAUUCGAUUUAUAUGAUGAAGUCAAUUUCGAUCAAUGGUUCUCGACAACGCUCAAGGAAGAGCUCAAAAUAAAGAGCAAUCAUUACAGAAUAAUAAGAAGGCGAGUCUGUUGGCUUAUUGGUCGAUGGACAUGUAUAAAAUUGAGUGUUGAAUUAAGACCCGAACUUUAUGGAUUAAUGGUGGAAGCCUUGAGUCCUGAUGAGGAUUUAGGUGUUCGAUUAGCUGCGAAUGACGCCUUAAAACUUGCAAUCGAUGAUUUUCAAUUUAAUACAGAGGAUUUUUCGCCAUUUUUGGAACCGGCAUUUUCGUUAUUAUUCGCUCUUCUCAAGGAAGUUAACGAAUGCGACACAAAGAUGCGUGUGCUUUACGUUCUGUCUUUUAUGAUCGAAAGGGUGGGAAGUGGAAUAAAGCCGCAUAUUUCUGCGUUGAGCGGAUAUCUUCCUGAACUUUGGCAACAAUCAGAGGAUCACAAUAUGUUGCGUUGUGCCAUUGUCUCCACUCUUGUUCAUUUAGAAAAGGCAAUGGGAGCGGAAAGUAAUGUUCUGGAACCUUUUGUCGUUGGGGCAAUUGCUCUAAGUUGUGAUGUGAAUCAAGAAGGACAUGUAUAUUUAUUACAAGAUGGACUCGAACUUUGGUUGGCUCUUGUUGAAAAUGCGCCAAAUUUAACGUCCAAUAUUUUGGGUCUCUUUCAAAAUAUGCCUUCACUUCUAGAAAUGUCAUCAGAAUAUUUGAUUUCGUGUUUGUAUAUAAUACAAGGAUAUGUAUUUCUAAGUCCUCAAGAAUUUUUGAGAGAAAACGGUCCAGUGAUAAUGGAGACGUUAAGAUCAAUUCUUGGAGAUUUGAGAUCAGAGGGAACUUUAGCAAUUAUGCGACUCCUCGAAGCAUGUCUCAAAGCAUCGCCACAACAAGCGACGCACGCAAUCAAACCUCUACUUCCACGAAUAUUCGAAGGCGUUUACAAGGGCGAAGAAUAUCCUCAAGUAAUGAGCAUGUAUCUUUCCAUAAUGGCUCGAAUUUUUCUCAAUUCACGUGACAUGUUCGUUGAAGUGAUAAGGGAAUUAUCGAGACAAAUUGGAGGCGAUGUGAAUGAAGAAAAAGUUCUUGGGCAAAUAAUAAAAGUUUGGAUAAAUAAAAUGAGUCUUGUACAUCAACGUGAUCAGGAGAAAUUAUUGGCUAUUGUACUUUGCUCGUUUCUUGAUGCAAGCAGUCCUCCCAGCGUUCUGCAAUAUUUUCCGCAAAUGUUGACAAAUAUUGUUUAUACGUUAAAUGACAUUUCAAAAAUGGACGACAUGAAUUCUCCAGUAGAUUCAUUAAUUUCUGAUGACGAUCGUACACCAUCGCAAUAUGAAGAAGCAGAAUAUGAAACUGAACAUGCAAAGCGAAAAAAAGAAAUCGAAUCAAAUGACGUUAUGCACAAAGUAUCAUUGAAGAAUUUUCUUCAAACGCAGCUAAAUUCCUUGAGAAGAAUUGUAGGAGUUAAUCAAUUUGAUCAAAUGAUGCACUCGGUUAGUACGGAUAUAAAUAAACAACUAAAGGAGUACAUAUCUCUGGCAACGUAAACUAUACCGCAUGUGGCAAAAAAAAAAAACGAAAAAAAGAAAAAGAAAAUGGUAAAUAUUAUUCAAACAAAUCACUCCAUAAUUAUGUAAAAAGCUUUACGUACUCCAUUGUAAAACGGUCCUAUUUUACUGUAUUAUACUUCUUGUUUAAUUGUACCGAUAAUGUUCAUAAUAAAAGAUGAAUUCAAAGUUUUA
Molecule: messenger RNA, 3552 nt
Organism: Leptopilina heterotoma
Lineage: Eukaryota; Metazoa; Arthropoda; Insecta; Hymenoptera; Figitidae
Gene: Impbeta11
Product: importin-11
Exons: 17
Coding region: 430-3357 (975 amino acids)
Biological process (GO): protein import into nucleus
Cellular component (GO): cytosol; nuclear envelope
Molecular function (GO): small GTPase binding
Source: RefSeq, a predicted model, not a curated record